AUGGCAGCUGUGCAGUCGAGCCAACCGGAUGAGCCCCCUUACCCCUCAUUUGAGGAGCUUCGGAGCAAUGAGGAGCGUGUUUUCUUCUGCCCCGCCGCCAAGCGUCUCUACUGGUCUCUAGAAGGCGUCUUCCCUUCCGCAGUAUCCGUCAUGAGGACCGCUCGCAGCGUGGGCGAGCUUGACCCCUUCUUCAGAUCAGACACCAACGGCAGCGGUAGUGGCACCUGGCAUGAGAUCUCAUCGCUGCCUCUGACCGACCCAAAGGUCUCUUCUGUUGAGGCUUCGCUGCGCGACCUUGACCAAUGGGAGUCUGAUUGGCUAGCAUGGCAUAGGGACCAUACCGCACCUGAGUUUAACGCCGAGUAUAUCACCUAUGGAGAUCUCAGCGAUGAAGACCGGCCUUACGCAAAUGAGCCCAACGAAGAUGGCAGCUGGGAGGAGGACUCGGAUACUGAGUUUCUCAUACGAUGUUGUAGAGACGAUAGACCGCUCAGAAAGAGAGGGUUGAAAAUUAAAGUUACACCCUCCGCAGGCAACUUUGUUACUGUGCAUGACUAUGUCAGUGUCGUGCAUCCAUGGCUCAUGGGCUUACGUGGGGAUAUUAUGCGAGCAAAGGCUGUUGCACGUCCCAGGCCUUAUGUUGAGUCUGUAGUCAACACCGAAUGGAUGGUUAGCAACCUGACAGCGCCGCAACACGAAAUAAUGUCAAAAGAAUUUUGGAUUGAGAUGCAUCGCCCG
Messenger RNA from Trichoderma virens Gv29-8, 738 nucleotides. RefSeq lists its product as uncharacterized. The transcript is spliced from 2 exons. The record is from RefSeq and is a predicted model, not a curated record. The annotation marks the transcript as partial. NCBI's taxonomy places the organism in Eukaryota, Fungi, Ascomycota, Sordariomycetes, Hypocreales, Hypocreaceae.